Messenger RNA from Gadus chalcogrammus (walleye pollock), 3319 nucleotides. RefSeq names its product F-box and leucine-rich repeat protein 17 (gene fbxl17). Gene Ontology annotation, biological process: SCF-dependent proteasomal ubiquitin-dependent protein catabolic process. The record is from RefSeq and is a predicted model, not a curated record. Lineage: Eukaryota; Metazoa; Chordata; Actinopteri; Gadiformes; Gadidae. The coding region runs from base 212 to 2191 and encodes 659 amino acids. Gene Ontology annotation, cellular component: SCF ubiquitin ligase complex. The transcript is spliced from 11 exons. Gene Ontology annotation, molecular function: protein binding.
GCAUGUCGGCUUCCGUCCCCUAUACCUCGGUGCGGAAGUGUUUCCCCCGAGCUGCCACUGUUUGUGUCGUUGCUUCACUUGCACUUUUCUGCUGUUUAUGUAUAUCCUGCAGGGACUUGUCAACUCUCAAUAGGAUCGUGUAGAGCGGUUUUACACGCGUGAAUUAUGCGAGCGGCUUGAAAAGAGAACUGAGUCUCUUUGAGUCAUCUAUAUGGGCCAUCUUCUCUCUAAAAAUGGUUACCGCCUGAAGAAAAGAACCACCAAGCAACAUCACAGAAAGAAGAAGAAGAGGAAUUGCUUCCUGCAGGGACCCUGCAUGCUGUGCUUCAUCAUCCACGGCAACGGAAACAGCGUUGACGACGACAGCUACCACCUUGAUACCGCCAUCAACGGCAGCGGCGGACACUGUCUCGGCAACGGUGGUAUCAGCGUCCCGUACGUCGGGGGGGUUGACAUCAGCGCGGCUGCUGCCUCGAAGCUCGCUGGGCGCUACGCAGUACUAGCGUCCCCCGAGGACUGCGCCAAGUUCCUGUUGUCGCCCCGGGACCUGGCUAUCUGGGAAGGCCAGGGGAGGUCUCUGCUGUCGACGGUCCCCGCCAAGCUGAUCCCAGGGCCGGCCAUCUUCCGGUCUGCAGGGGUGUCUGUGGCCGUGCCAAUACCUACUGUUGGCAGCACCAGCCACUACACUGAGAUGGUGUGUAAGAGGAAGUGUUCAGAGGUGCAGAGGUGUUCCCCCUGUAAGCAGCCCCGCUGUGCCUUCCCCGGCCCAGACGGAGGGCUGGAGAACGGACUGGGAGUCUCGUCGGGGGGCGGGGAGGCCUCCUCGGACGCUGGAACGGGGCACUGCCACCUCCCCCACUGCCCACUCCCUUCCUCGCCCGCAUGCUCCUCCACCUCUCCCCCGUCCUCUUCCUCCUCCUCACCACCCGAUGGCUGCGUUGGGGUGGCACUCCAUGGCGAUUCAUCCCAGAGCUCCGACUCUGCCUGCUGCCAACACCCUCACGAGGACAGCCACGUCAAGGCGCCAGAUGCUGUGGAGGCGCUAAGGAUCAACCAUCUCCCCUCCUCCAUCCUGCUCAAGGUGCUUGCCCACCUGACGGUGAAGGAACGCUGUCUUUGUGCCUCUCUGGUGUGUAAGUACUGGAGGGACCUCUGCCUAGACUUCCAGUUCUGGAAGCAAAUUGACCUCAGUGGCCUGCAGCAGGUGAAUGACGACCUGCUAGUGAAGAUAGCCUCUCGGAGGCAGAACGUGACCGAGAUCAACAUCUCGGACUGUCGGGGCGUCCAGGACCACGGGGUGUGCUCACUGGCGUCCCACUGCCCCGGCCUCCAGAAGUACACCGCCUAUCGCUGCAAGCAGCUGGGAGACCUGUCCCUGUCCGCCCUGGCCUCACAUUGCCCCCUGCUGGUGAAGGUGCAUGUUGGCAACCAAGACAAACUUACCGACGACGCGCUGAAAAAGCUGGGGGAGCAUUGCAGUGAGCUGAAGGAUGUGCACUUGGGCCAGUGUUACAGCAUCACGGACGAGGGCGUGGUGGCUCUGGCCAUGGGUUGCCCCAAGCUGCAGAGAAUCUACAUGCAAGAGAACAAACUGGUGACCGACCGGUCUGUGCAGGCCGUGGCAGAGCACUGUCCGGAGCUGCAGUUUGUGGGCUUCAUGGGCUGCCCCGUGACGUCACAGGGGGUCAUCCACCUCACCGGGCUCCGCAGUCUGAGCAUCCUGGACCUGCGGCACAUCUCGGAGCUCAACAAUGAGACGGUGAUGGAGGUGGUGAGGAAGUGCCACAACCUCAGCUCACUCAACCUCUGCCUCAACUGGAGCAUCAAUGACAGGUGUGUGGAGAUCAUCGCCAAGGAGGGGAGGAGUCUCAAGGAGCUGUAUCUUGUCUCCUGUAAAAUCACAGACCACGCGCUGAUAGCGAUCGGCCAGUACAGCAGCACCAUCGAGACGGUGGACGCCGGCUGGUGCAAAGACAUAACGGACCAGGGCGCCACGCAGAUCGCCCAGAGCAGCAAGUCCCUUCGUUACCUGGGUCUCAUGAGAUGUGACAAGGUGAACGAGGAGACAGUGGAGAGGCUGGUUGUGCAGUACCCUCACAUCGUGUUCAGCACGGUGAUGCAGGACUGCAAGAGAACGCUUGAGAGAGCCUAUCAGAUGGGAUGGAGCCCCAACACAUCCAACGCGUUGUAGCUACUGGAAGAACUAAACACAAACACACCCACACACUCACAUAUAUAUACACACACACACAGUUGACAGACUCAUGUGCACAUAAAUAUGACGAUGAAAAUGGACCCAAACACACCCUCAUACAAAACAAUCUCUUCAUAAUGCAACCUAGAAACAUGUCAUGUAUGUUUGUUUUUCAUUGAGUGUUCAAACUUACACACACACACACACACACACACACACACACACACACACACACACACACACACACACACACACACACACACACACACACACACACACACAGUGGCGAUGGGUCAAUAGAGGGCUCUAGGGAGCCGCCCCUCCGUGAAAUAUUCACUUCAAUAUAUCUGCCAACUAUUAAUAAACUGUUAUCAAAAUCAACAAAAAUACAUAGCGUUUAUCCUCGUUUUAUUGUGUGAUAUACUUGUCACUGCCAGCAACCAUUUAAAUGCAUCUGAACGUCAAUGAUUUGGGCGAGGCUAGUUAUUGGUCAUUCCAAAUAAAGCCCUCCUCCUCUUUCAUUGGCGCAAGAAAAUUUGCCAUCGGGUCGCACCAGUUUGCGCCCCAGGCCAAUGGUAUCGCUUUUCUUUUUUGGUAUCACCGCAUGACUGGACAAUUCGGCGAAUCAACCAAAUAGGCUACCUCCCUCAGCAGCAUUCGCGCACCACAACCACAUGUAGAGAAGAGAGAUCGCAAACUAGCAGAGAGUUGUAAGCACUUUCCACCAUUUUCACUGGAGGAAUUGGACUCCCCCAGCAAUGUUAUACUUAAAAGGAGCAAGUAAGUUACAUAUUAAUUUAGUCUUUCGGCCUGUAGCAUAUAAACAAAAAAUGAAGCAACUGUCCCAUAUUUCUAACCGCAUUUGAAGUGGACAUUGAGACUCACAAAAAAUGGACGCUAUAGGACAGUGAUCAUGAUUUGUCUCACUAUCAGAAUAAUAACAAUCGGUAAAAUAGAAAUGGCUGGUGGAAUGGCCAUGAGGUAGGUCUGUAUAUGCAGUGUAAGCUUGUCCAGGCCCUGCAAGUCAGGAUGUAGGCUAUGAAUCUGAAUGAAUAGUAGGUAAAUAUGUAGUGGCCAUCCCCAAAAACCAGAAUACAGGAAAUCGAAUCUAUUCAAUUACAUUUU